This is a messenger RNA of Leptosomus discolor (cuckoo roller), 1047 nucleotides long. NCBI's taxonomy places the organism in Eukaryota, Metazoa, Chordata, Aves, Leptosomiformes, Leptosomidae. The record is from RefSeq and is a predicted model, not a curated record.
AUGGCCUGGAGGACUCAGCUGUGUCCAGAUGUGGAGCUAGGAGCGCAGCGUGCCGACGGCCGGCGGCAGAUGGAGCUGGUGCUCCGCAAUGUGGUGCCUGCGCGCUUGGCCCUGAGCCCAGCAGCCGGGACGCCAGCAGUGUGGCUAGACACACUGGCCACGGAGCCUGCGCGAGGGCUCUCGUACAGCGCCUGGCUGGCAGCAAGGGCCAGUGGCCGAGAGUGGGUGUUCAGGGUGCCUCUCCAGGAGGAGGGCCGAGGGGAGUCCGCUGCAACUGUCCUCCAGCAGUACCCCACUGUGGGCUCAGCCAUUGUUGUGCCCGGGGUAAUAGUCCAUGAUGUGAAUGAGCUGACAGAAAAGCUGUUUCCAAUCGUUGAAGCCAUGCAGAAACACUUCAGUGCUGGAUCGGGGACCUACUACAGCGACGCGAUCUUCUUCUUGUCAGUCGCAAUGCAUCGCAUCAUGCCCAAAGAAAUAACACAGAUCAUCCAGGUAGACUUGGAUCUGAAAUACAAGACCAACAUCCGAGACCUGUUUGAUGAGUUCAACAACUUCCCAGAAGGAGCAGUCAUUGGGAUUGCCAGGGAAAUGCAGCCAGUGUACAGGCACACGUUCUGGCAGUAUCGCCGUGAGAACCCUCAAACCAAAGUGGGGGACCCACCUCCUGAUGGGCUGCCUGGCUUCAACAGUGGUGUCCUGCUCCUGAACCUGGAAGCCAUGAGGCAGUCCAAGCUCUACAACCAGCUGCUGGAGCCCACCAUGGUGCAGAAGCUGACGGAGAAGUACCACUUCAAGGGCCACCUUGGGGACCAGGAUUUCUUCACCAUGGUGGGGAUGGAGCACCCAGAGCUCUUCCAUGUGCUUGACUGCACGUGGAACCGGCAGCUUUGCACGUGGUGGAGGGACCAUGGAUACAGUGAUGUGUUCGACCAGUACUUCCAGUGCGAUGGUGAGGUCAAAAUUUACCAUGGGAACUGCAACACCCCAAUCCCUGAAGACUAGGGCACCUGCCACCCCCAGGAGCAGCUCUGGUUGCAGCAAGCCCUG